AUGUCUGCGCUUGCGACUGAGCUGCGGCUUCAGCAGCUGGAGGCCCGCUUGGGCCAAGUGGAGGAGGCGUUGAGAUCCAUCCAGCAGACAGGGGCCAAUGGUGACAGUGGUUCCAGGGAAGAAGACCCGCUCCGGCGCCUCCAAACUCUUCAGAAGAACCUAGAAGAUGGUUACAGCGUCUCCUCCAGCGAGCUGAUCCAAACACAGUCGGAACGCUUCGAGGAGGCUCUCUUCACAUCGAACGGAGAUGAGAUACGCGAUGGAAUUACGACCAAAGGGCCGUGCUACGAGCUUCAGCACUCCGUCUGGGAUGCCUGUCUCUUCAUCGGCCUACCAACCUUGAGCAAAUGGGACUCGGCGCUGGCUGGAUUUCUGCUGCUGUUGAACAUCUUCACUCAGAUCGGCUUCGUGUUGGUCGUCCGUCACCACAUGCUGGAGGACAUUCUACAGCCAGAUCAGCUAACGCAGCUCCUCCGAUUCCGGACGAACGUGGCCCACGAUGUGAAAUAUGCCGACCUUGUCGGAGGUCGCUCCAUGGCCAGGCAAGUCUGCAGCCAGGAUGAAUCCCUUCAGUGGGCCAAUGCCCAAACAGGAGUGAUUUCAGACCUGAACGACUACAUCUCUGUCGGGCCUAUAUUGGCGCUGCUGGCUAUCGGCUGCUGGCUGUCCACGACCCUUCGGGAGUUAUUCAACAUCACGGGCUUCGUCAGUGCCAUCCGCAGAUACCCAAUAGGCGAGAGCACCUUGAUGGCUGCCGGGGAUGAUGGCGACAGCGGCGACGUUGUCAUCACACAGAUGUCACCAUUUCGGAAGUGGGUGCUCUUCUUCUUUGUCGCCUUGCCGCGCUUGGUGGUGGCUGUGUCUCUGGCGAUUACAGGCACGCGCUACCUCGCAAACACUCUGAGCCUCGCAGAUUUGAUCCUCAAUGCGGUGGCCCUGGCAUUCAUCCUGGACCUUGAUGAGCUGGUGGAGUCGGCCUUUAUGCCAAGAAGGGCGCGCUUCCUGCUGGACGCCUUGGGGACGCUGCCUAUUGCCCGCCUGGAGAUCCCAGGUAUUGGCCACAUGCGCGGUGGUUUCCAGGAGCGGAUGAAGAAUCUGCUGAAAGUUGCGCUUCUUCUUCUGGGUCUCGCUGUGGCCUGGUUGUGCUUGCUCCAACCACUGUACGACCGGGUGCGGCUGGCGCACAACAUUCUCUGCAGCGGCAGGCAAGACUUCAUCUACACCGUAAACUCGGCUACUGGCCUGGUCGAGGCCACAACUACAUUCUCGGACAACGGUGCCUUGACUGCCAACCAGAAGAGUGUGGUUCGACUGGCACAGGUGGAUUUGUUUUCCAUUCCAGGCUGGUAUAAGCAGCACGCCAUUGAGAGGUUCCAGAAGAACGGGGCACCUGCCAUCCUUCACAAAGCCGACGCCGGCGAGGAGGCCAGCAUGAAGUUGCUUUUCGAGAUAUUGAUGCUCGAGAAAAGCGAUGUCCAGCAAGCUGCGGCACGUCUCCCCUGCACGGAUGACGGCUUUCCGGCCAGUCUGGUCAGGGAUCGCCUGAGGGACGUCACGAACAAAACGGUGGGCAGCUGCAAGGAACUGGCAGAGAAGCCCGAUCUCUGCGCGGACAUUAGCAUGAACACCCUGCGAUCCCUGUGCCCGCAAACCUGUGGUUGUGAUGAGCCCAUCGAUGCUGCAGCUGCGGCAUUCGCGACAGUUCCUUUUGGCUGUCCGAAAAUGUGUAUGCCACAGAGGGCGACUUCGCCGAAGAUAAAGCGCGCGCCUUGUACGGACAUGACCCCCGAGCAAAUGGUUGCGAGCAGCUACAUGAAGCGUUAUUUUCAUGGUCUCCAUCAGCUGAAGCUCGGGAACGAGGAGAUGGGGAACGCCAGCGCGAAUGAGUACAUGAUGAGCUUGAACAGCAGCUACUACGAGCUUCUGCCU
This is a messenger RNA of Symbiodinium sp. CCMP2592, 1929 nucleotides long. Lineage: Eukaryota; Dinophyceae; Suessiales; Symbiodiniaceae. The record is from the annotation of a GenBank genome assembly.